UGACGACGGGGUCACGUGGUUCGCCCGCAUAGCCACGCCCCCUAGUGAAACGAAUCCCUACGUAAAGGAGAGGUGAGACGAUGCGUUCACGAUUUCAGUGCUAAGAUGUGCACUUCGCUUCGAGGUUGUACAAUUAAAGGUCAUUUAAAUGGAGACGAUCCGAUCGCGGAGCUGAAACCCGCUCACCCCCCGCGUCUGUACGGCUCUGCCGGCUGCGAGACAUGGAGCGUCCGCUUCUCUCCGGACGGGUCUUACUUCGCCUGGUCGGUGGGACACGGCAUCGUCAAACUCCUCUCCUGGCCUCUGGCAUCCAAAGGCGCUGGAGCUGGAUGCAAUGAAGAGAAGACGCUGAACUGCGGGCAGACGGUGUGGGCACUGGCGUUCGGACCCUGCCUGUCUGCCCGAGCGGAUGCUUUACAUCAGAACAGACGUGAACGCGAACUACUGCUGGCCAUCGGUCUGAACAACGGAGCGAUCCAAGUGUGGGUCGUCUCAACUGGAAAUCUGCGGGCUGCUCUAACUGGACAUCAGGCUCCUGUCAGAGAUUUAGUCUUCACUCCAAAUGGAAGUCUCACACUCGUAUCAGCCUCUCGAGACAAAACUUUAAGGAUAUGGGACUUGGCAAAGAAGGGCGCCGGCCCCUACGUGCUGCGGGGUCCAGACUCCUGGGUCUUCAGAUGUUCUGUAUCACCUGACAGCAGUGUGAUCGCUUCUGUCUGCAACCUCGACUCUAAGGUGUAUUUGUGGAGCUUGCGGUCAUACACUUUCAUGAGGCACCUUAAAUAUGACCACGAGCGCACCAUGGCAUCAUGUGACUUUUCUCAGGACGGAGCGCUGCUCGCGAUUGCUUCGUAUCAUUCGACUACAGGCUGGUGGCUGGACCUGUGGGACCCCUAUACAGCUGAUCUCCUGUCUAGAGUAGAAGAUUGUGAGGUAUGUGCUUACAGAAGUGACAAUCUACUGACUUCUCUUAGCUUCUCUCCGGUUGGUCUGCUGCUGGCUUUUAAAGACUAUAGGGCGUUGCGGAUCUGGGACGUGGAACAAGAUAAACUAGUCACAGACACUGAUCACAACCGAGCCGGCGGCGUGUGCUGUGGUUUCCAUCCACACGAGGGCGUCAUCGCCACAGGGUGCAGAGACGGACAUGUAAAAUUCUGGCGAGUUCCUCGUCUCAUUCCAAGCCUCAAGCAUUUGUGCCGGAGUGCCCUGAGAUUCUCCAUUUCAACCUAUCAAGUGGAGGCUCUUCCCUUGCCAAAAAAAAUCCUGGGAUACCUCACUUACAGGGAUAUUCCAAAACAAAAGAUCGUAUAUUGUAAAGAACACUGCAGAUGACUGAAAACAGUAAUGAUUGUGGGUCAAACUUUGCCUUAAAUUGUCUAGGAAGCCUAAUUUCCCCAGACGGUUAUGGCAGAUACUUGAAAUAUUUAUUUAAAGACUUUAUUUUUUACAUAAAAAAAAAUGUAGGAACUGUUUUACAAAAGAGACAAGCGUCAUUUCAAGCUUAAAAAAUAAACAUACAAAUAAAGAUAUUACCGGGUUCUGAUUUUUUGAACAAUAUGAAGUAAACCACAUGCUCUUACGACAUCACAGAUCUGUGUUACAUUUCAACUCUUUCAAAGUGUGAACCAGGGGUCUAUCCAUCGCUAACUACCAUGUCUCUAACAGCCUGGAAAGCUGCAACCAUUGAGCUCAGCUGGAUCUUCUCGUUGGUUCCAGUGGCCAGACGAUACCUUAUGUUUAAAAAGGAAAGAACAGAAGUUGAAUCUCCCUCAAUUACAUAAUAAACUUCAUCUACUGUUCAAAGGG
Puntigrus tetrazona (Sumatra barb) is the source of this 1806-nucleotide messenger RNA. RefSeq names its product WD repeat and SOCS box containing 2 (gene wsb2). NCBI's taxonomy places the organism in Eukaryota, Metazoa, Chordata, Actinopteri, Cypriniformes, Cyprinidae. Gene Ontology annotation, biological process: intracellular signal transduction. Bases 106 to 1332 code for a protein of 408 amino acids. Gene Ontology annotation, molecular function: protein binding. The transcript is spliced from 9 exons. The record is from RefSeq and is a predicted model, not a curated record.